Messenger RNA from Volvox carteri f. nagariensis, 4974 nucleotides. RefSeq lists its product as uncharacterized. Lineage: Eukaryota; Viridiplantae; Chlorophyta; Chlorophyceae; Chlamydomonadales; Volvocaceae. Gene Ontology annotation, molecular function: protein binding. Gene Ontology annotation, cellular component: nucleus. The record is from RefSeq and is a predicted model, not a curated record. The coding region runs from base 1 to 4974 and encodes 1657 amino acids. The transcript is spliced from 11 exons.
AUGGAGCUUACUCCCGACGCGUCCCCGCCACCAUCACGGGAAGUAAGCCCAUCUGAGCAUGCCAGGCGUCCCCAGCCACAGGAGCGGUCCCUGGGGAUCUUGGAAGAGGCUGCCGGGUACCUCGUGGAAGCCGAUGGCGACCAGACGGACAAACAGCAGCAGCAGCUGCAGGGGGAGGAGGAGCCGGGUGUUGGCGGCCCGCUAGGAGGAGGCGUGGAUGGGCCGGCAGCUGGCGACUCCGGAGCCGGCGGUGGCGGCGGAGGCGACGGAGAGGAAGCCGCAGGGCAAGAAGACGGGUUGGGGGCAUCAGCCCUAGCACCCGGGGCAGGUCCCGAGGACGGCGACACCGCGGCCGCGGCCGCGCAGGACGAUCGCGAGGGCACCGGCAUUGGCAGCGAGCCGUCUGCUGGCCUCGUGAGCCCGCGCAGCGGCGCCGGCGGCGGCGGUGCCACUCCCGCGCCCACCGUCGCCGGCGCUGCUACUCCUAGUACUGCUGUCCGUACGGCAAUACCUGUCAGUGGCAGCGGCGGCCAUGGCGUCCGGGGCGUCUCCAAGAGCUUAUCCAUGGGCCGCGUAUCGCCCCCCCAUCGCCAAAUCCGAAGCACCAAUACGAUAGCUGUAUCGCGGGAGGGUGUACGGGAUGCCGUACGCACCCCCAGUGCCCAUAGCAGUCGGCCCGCCAGCUCCGCUAUCGCGCCAUCGUCGGUGCCACCAUCUCCCGACAUGUACGGCAGUGAGGGGCCGCCGGGUACGGGCACCAUAAGUCUUUGGCCGCCGGGGCCGUCACUGUCGAGUUCGGGCUACCACCACCUUCCGGGGUCUCCUUUUUUGGAGGAUGUGGAGGUACGAGGGGCCGCAAUGAAGCUGGUCAGCACACCGAGCGCCGCAGCGAGGGAAGCCAAAGAGGUUGGCGCCGGCGGAGCCGGCAGCGGCCGUGGCUCCGCCACGGCGGCGGCGGCGCAGCCGCCGCCGGGGGAGCCGGCGGCAGCGGAGCCGCCGCCGCUGCCGCCGUCCAUGUUGCAUGCGCCGCCGCCGGCUCCUCCCUCCGCAGGUUCAGCUCCCGAGACCUCCUCCGCUCCGCACGUCGCGUCACUCAGCAGCGUCCCCUCCGUGGCCAUGGGCAGUACGGUGGUGGCUGUGGGCCGUAACCGGCCGCUGCUGAUGCCCUUCCUGGAGCGCCAGGCCGCCGCUCUCGCCGCCGCCGCCGCUGCCGGCGACCCGGCAGUGGCCGGGCUGCCGCCGGCGGCUGCGGCAGCCAUGGCGGUGGCCAUGGGCCCCGCUGUUGGCCGACGUCACGGCACGCACGGCUCCAUCCGUCACGGGCCAGCUUAUUUGCAACAACCCGCCAUGCCACUCCCCGGCUCGGAGAGCUCACCGCCUAGGGAGUCCAGCACGUCCGUGUCGAGCGCCCGUCGGGCGGCGGCAGAGUCGCACCGGGCGGGCAUGUCGCCGCUGGAUACGCCUCUGCCACUUCGCACGCCAGCCGCCACCACUGACGGGGACCAAGGAGACGUGGGACGGCCGCCGCCGCCGCCGCCUCUAUACCCCGCGGCGAGUCGCGAAUGGGACAAGCGGAGCGGCGGCGGCGCCGGAGGCAGCGGCUACGCCGCCGGAGGCGGCGUAGCCGCCGUCAAAGCCGCGGCGGCGGCCGUCGCAGCUGCCGCCGCCGCCGGCAAGGCCGGCGGCAGCACCGCCGCCGCCGACCAUCAGCUGUUGUUGGGUGAGGGGAUUCAGAUCCGCAGCAUUCACAAGACGGGUGCGGCGCCGGGUCUGGAGCCGCCGUCGGUGUCGCCGUCGGGCCUGGUUGGAGUGCCGGGACGACGAGGACGCCGCAUGCCCCGCCACGCCAGCACCACCGCGGCGGCCAUGGCGGCGUACUUCGCCGGCGUAGAGGCUUCCAUUGCGGAGGGUGAGAAAGGUGCGGACACGAUGCUGCUGCCGAGCGGCUUGGCGAGACGGCUCAAAGCGGCGAGGAUGAUGGCGCAAGGCCCACCAAGGUUCCAGCGGCGGCCGGAGCCGGCGCCGCCGCCGUCUCCGUCAGGCAUCAAGCUGGAUGGAUUCAUGCUGCUCGAAGCCGCCGACGAGGAGAUGCCGGAAGCCGUACAGUUUGCGAGCUUGGAGUCGCGCCACAUCAGCGCCGUCGAGUCCGCCGACCUGUCGUACUUUGUCGCGCUCCGAAAUCUCGACGUUUCGGACAACAAAAUCCCGGACCUAAUCUGCCUGGCGACGCUGCAAGCGCUUGUACGGCUACGCGCCGCCUCUUGUCGUCUAAGUACUCUCGGACCAUGGCCAGGAAGCUUGCUUGGUGGCGGCGGUAGCGGCGGCGGCGGCGGCGGCGGCGUCCCGCUGACAACCAGGAGCGCAUCGACUGUACUGCGACGGAAUCGUACCUCGAAAAGGGCCGACGCCGCUGCUGUCGCCAGCGGUGGAUCAGCCGGUACGACGGAACCGGGGGAGCCGUACGAGUCUUGGACGCUAGGGCCUGACGGGAACGGCCAGGGGGAAGCUGCCGCCGCUGCUGCCGCUGCCGCAGCCGCAGCGGCGGCGUCAGCGGCACCGCCACGAGUGGAGCCGUCGGUGGCCUCUACGGCGUCGGAGACGGCGGCAGGUAGCGGCGGCGGCGCCGUACUGGCGACGCCGGCGCAUUCAGCGGAUUUGUCGCUGGUGGCAUCGUUGCUGGCACCGGUCAACGGUCGGCCGUUUCAAUACCUGGAAAUUCUGGAUCUCAGUUUCAACCACCUACAACCGCACAUGGUGCUACUGCCAACCUCGCCGCUAGCGCUACUGCCCAGGCUGGCGGAGCUCGAUCUAUCGUCCAACCACUUUAAGCACCUGCCGUCGCCGUCAGACAUCACCACGGCCGCGGCCCGGGUGGCGGCAGCGGCGGCGGCGGGAGUGCCGGCGGCGGCGGCGACGGGCGGGUUGGCGUUUCCAGCGCUGCGGCGGUUGCGGUUGGCGGAUAACGGCCUCAAGGGGGGCGCCAUCGCCUCUCUCGCCGCUCUGGCACCCCCCUCCCUCACGCACCUGGACUUAUCCCACAACGCCAUCUCAGCAGCACCCCGCCUCAAAUUUCUGGAGGUGUCGACAACGACGACGAUGAUGAUGAUGGUUUCGGGGCCCGAAAACAGCUCCGCUUCGACGGAUUACGUUACGGGAUCCAACAACAGCAACCGUCUCUUAGCCGGGGGAAGCAACGCCAACGGAAUUGCAACCGCCAACGGUGAUGCAAACGGUGUACCACCUCUGUACGGCAACGGUGCUGCUGGCCUUUCGCCAACGCACCCGCAGCAAAUCCCGCACCAAAACCAAAACCAAAACCAGCAGUCCUCCUCCUCCUUAGCACACCAGGAUCGGGAGCGAUACGGCAGCGUGCUGACGCGGCUGGUGGUGUUGGACCUGUCGUACAACAAGGUGGACACGGAAGGUGCCGUCGCGGCGUUGACACACCUGCCGUCGCUCCAGAAGUUGCUUCUGGCGGGUAACCCCCUGGUAAUCGCGCUGCAGCGCCCAAGCUCCAACCGCGAUGCCGCCGCCGCUGCCAAGUACGACAUUGGGGAGCCCAACCCGAACCCCGCUCGUCCAUCCGUGGCUUCCUCCCUCACCGCCCGCUUCGCGAGUGUACGGGAGGCCGCUCCGAAGCAGCAGGCGAACACGCUGGCGGCGGCGGCGGCGGCGGUCAUUACGGCAGCGGCGGCGCCGGAGCGAGUCUCGGAGGCGUACGACAGGUUGGACGCGACCAUUGAGCAGUGGCGGCUGAAUACGGUCGUCGAGGAGGACGAGGAGGAAGAGGAGGACGACGGCGAGGAGGGAGCCGACGACCGCACCUUCCUCACAGGCGUCCGUCUUCAGGAGCGUCAGCAACGCCGCAAGAACAGCGCCGCCGCCGCCACCGCCGCCGCCAGCGCCACAGGUGCCGCCGUACCUGGUGACGUCGACGGCCUGUUGGAGUCCGUGGCGGAGGGCCCUGAGGAUGGUGACGGCGCCGCCGCGGCGGCUGCUGCCGCCGCCGCCGCGGCUGCGGCUGAGGAGGAGCCGCCGCUGUGGGAGUCGAUUACCGACCCGACGGAGCGCCUUGCGGUGGCCCUGGGGCUCGAUCCCGUGACCUUGCCCAUGCACACCGGCGCGCUGACGACUGACUCGGCGGGCGCCAUCGCGGCGCUACGCUUCGCCCUUGCGCACCCUCUUGUGGAAGCCAACGACGGCCUGGCGCCGCACCCCGGCUACCUAUCCGCUACGACCGCCACACAACUGAAGCGCAAGCCGCGGCGGCCGACGCCGACACAGCGGCUGGCGCCGAUGGGCAGCGGCACGGGGGGCGGCGGCGGCUUCGCCACCGCCGCCGCGGCGGCGGCUGUACCGGCGGCGGCAGCCGCCGCCACCGGCGGUGGCACCGCCGCUAAGGCCAUCAAAGUCCAGACCGUUGAGGCGAUGUUGGAAGGUAUGAAGGGGAAGCUGGCGGCGUUAGAAGCCAACUUGGCCGCCCAGCUGGCGGCGGCGCCGUCAGCCGAGGCGGUACGGCGCGCGGAGGCGGCCAGUCGCGAGCGCUAUGGGGGCCUGAGAAGGCGCGGCAACGCCGAGACCGACAGCGAGGAAGGUGACGACGACGCCGUCAGUACGGGCAGUGGUCUGCCUGAGGACGUUAUUGAUCAAAUUGAGCGCGAGAGUGCGAGUGAGGAUGAGGAGGACGAGCAAGCGGUGGAGGAGGAAAUGGGCCCUAUGGAUCCUAAGCAGGGCAUCGUCCUUGUGGCGGAGCAGCUCGGCGCGGAGUCCUCCGCCACCGACGUCGCCGCCAACGGUAACAACGGUAACGGCCUGAGCUCCUCACCGCCCAGCCGUGUGGUAAUCGCUGACUCCUCUCCGCGUACGGGAGCCAGUGGCGGGUCGCCAAGACGAGUCAACGCAGCUCCAAGUGUGGGCGGGUCAAGCAGCGCCUCACCGCGUAAGGGCGUGUCGAUUGUCGUCAGCUCGCAGUGA